GCCCUAUAUAUUGAGCCGAGCCGCAGUUUCGUGGUCUACUCGUCCGAAACUGAGAGAGAGAGAGAGAGAGCGAGAGCUUGGAGUGGGCGAAAAUGGCGAAAGCUGGAGCUCAGAAGAGGGCUUUGAUCUUCUGCGGAGACUACGUGGAGGAUUACGAGAUUAUGGUUCCGUUCCAAGCGUUGCAAGCGUACGGAAUCGCGGUGGACGCCGUGUGUCCCGGAAAGAAGGCCGGGGAGAUUUGCCGAACCGCCGUACAUCAGGGAUUAGGGCAUCAGACAUAUUCUGAAUCAAGGGGUCACAACUUCACGCUGAAUGCAACAUUUGAUGAGAUUGACGUGAGCACGUAUGAUGGGCUCGUAAUCCCCGGAGGACGUGCACCGGAGUAUCUUGCAAUGAAUGAACCGUUGUUAAACAUUGUGCGGAAAUUUUCUGAAUCAAGGAAGCCUAUUGCAUCUAUUUGCCAUGGACAGCUUAUUUUGGCAGCAGCAGGAGUUGUGACAAACCGAAAAUGUACAGCUUAUCCACCUGUAAAGCCAGUUCUGAUUGAUGCAGGUUCUCACUGGGUAGAAGCUGAUACAAUGGCAAAGUGUGUCACCGAUGGGAAUUUAAUUACAGGAGCAACAUACGAAGGGCAUCCUGAAUUUAUCAACCUUUUCGUGAAAGCACUUGGUGGCACCAUAGCAGGCUCGAAUAAAAGGGUUUUGUUCCUCUGUGGGGAUUACAUGGAGGAUUAUGAGGUGAUGGUACCAUUCCAGUCUCUGCAAGCUCUGGGCUGCCAUGUUGAUGCAGUAUGCCCCAAUAAAGGAGCAGGCGACAAGUGUCCGACUGCUGUUCACGACUUCGAAGGCGACCAGACCUAUAGUGAAAAGCCGGGCCAUGAUUUCACGUUGACUGCAUCCUUUGAUGGCUUAGAUGCCUCAAGCUAUGAUGCACUAGUUAUCCCGGGAGGGCGAGCCCCCGAGUACCUUGCAUUGAACGAGAAGGUCAUUGCGCUGGUGAAAGAAUUCAUGGGUCAAGGAAAGCCGGUUGCAUCAAUUUGCCAUGGGCAGCAGAUCUUGGCGGCUGCUGGAGUUUUGAAGGGAAAGAAGUGCACUGCAUACCCCGCUGUGAAGCUCAAUGUGGUGUUGGCCGGAGCGACAUGGUUGGAACCCGACCCCAUCAGCCGUUGCUUCACCGACGGCAAUCUGGUUACAGGCGCGGCUUGGCCAGGGCACCCCGAGUUCGUUUCGCAUCUCAUGGCUCUGCUUGGAAUUAAGGUCUCCUUCUAAUGUAUCACUACUGUCCUUGUUAUUGUAAAUGUAUCUGAAACACUCGGCCUUAUAGAACUGUUUGUGUCUCCACCUAUCCUGCUUGUUUUUCCAGAGAACCUUUCAGAAUUUUGGUGUUUAGUAUUUUGUGUCGCGGAUGCUAGCUUUGUUGUAUUAAGUUUGCUUGAGGUACUGGGUUUUAUUUGAGUACUGUUUUUUUCAGAGGGAAAUUUCGGAAAGCCUUUAAACUUAUUGCUCUAAA
Messenger RNA from Ananas comosus (pineapple), 1509 nucleotides. RefSeq names its product protein DJ-1 homolog D. NCBI's taxonomy places the organism in Eukaryota, Viridiplantae, Streptophyta, Magnoliopsida, Poales, Bromeliaceae. The transcript has 5 exons. The record is from RefSeq and is a predicted model, not a curated record. Bases 93 to 1268 code for a protein of 391 amino acids.